This is a messenger RNA of Pseudozyma flocculosa PF-1, 2277 nucleotides long. RefSeq lists its product as uncharacterized. Gene Ontology annotation, cellular component: membrane; endomembrane system. Lineage: Eukaryota; Fungi; Basidiomycota; Ustilaginomycetes; Ustilaginales; Ustilaginaceae. Bases 1 to 2277 code for a protein of 758 amino acids. The record is from RefSeq and is a predicted model, not a curated record. The transcript has 5 exons.
AUGCCGGCAUCCCAAGCCGCAGCCGCCGCAGCUGGCGGCGCACCCGCCCAGCCCGAUGCACCACCAGCCACCGACUGGAAGUGGACGCUCGGUCGGGCCGCGAUCAUGUACCUUGGAGUCCAGUUUGUCAUGGGACCCAACGGUCCCUUUGCCAGCAAGAAGGGCCCGCAGACGCAGCCGAGCGCACAGCAAGGUGUCGCUUCGGGGGACCCGACGGUCGUCGACGCCUCGUCGGCGGUGCCGGCGCGGAGCAGCCCCGUGCUGCCCGGAGCCGAAGUGGUGCCUCUGGCGGCGUACGGCAGGCCCACCGUGCCGGCCUGGUCACAGGAUGCACCUCUCGACUUUUACGUCUACAUCUCGUCGGCCCCUGCCCCGACGCACGAGGACCUCUUGACGCAGUCGUCGGAGCUCGUCGCGGGCGGCGGUACGGAGCGCGCUCCCCCGGUGCCCUUUGACGCUUUCCCGCAGCUGCUCCAGGACCCCUUCCGUCCGGACGCUGGCUCCGAUGCCCACGUCGUUUACGCGCCCGCAAACGGCGUCGCGAGCGGCAGCGGCAGUGGCAGCCUCCGACCCAUUGCGGCCGCAAAGUGGUCCGACAUUGGGCUCGGCGACUUUGCCAUGACGCGCGACGUCGACUUCACCCUCAAGCUCGACGACCAGGUGCGCAGCAACAACGGCAGCAUCUGGGCCGACCUCGUCGUCACGCCGCGCGGUGUGGCGCUCAACAAGCUCGACAGGGCGUCGGCGCGCAAGGCGGUCCUACGUACGCGAAAGCUCCUGACCCGGCUGCUGCCCCUCAAGAGGAAGCGCGAGGAAAAGAACCUCUUUGGCGGCAGCAGCAGCAAGAGCGGCUCGGAAGCCGAGGCUGGCGAGCCCGACGCCGCCGAAGAUGCCGUCGAUGCAAAGGCGCCGCCGCCGCUGGUCGGGCACUGGCACACGAACCUGUCGGUGGCGCUCGUCCAGGACGACAACAACCCGCAGAUCCAGCUGCAGCAGCUGCCCCCGCCGCUGCGGCAAUACAUCCACGUCCCGCGCGACGGAGCGGGCGAGAAGCUGCAGGACCCCACGGGCCAGUUUGACCUGCGCUUCCCCACCGUCUUCCCCAACGACUUCUGGCUUCUCAAGGAGCACAUGACGCCGAUCAACGAGACGGUGAGCGAGGUGCGGCUGCACAUCCACCUCUACCACCAGACGUUCUUCAAGUUCCAGAUCCUGGCCUCGGUGUCGGACGCGUUCGACAAGCAGGCCUCUGGGGCCGGCGGCGGUGGCGGCAUGGGUGCGAGCGCGACGGGCAGCGAGAUCGACAUGCUCAAGACGAUGCUCCUCGAGACCAACCCGUGGUUCCUGGCCCUGACGGUGACUGUCAGCCUGCUGCACAGCCUGUUUGAGUUCCUGGCCUUUUCGUCCGACGUGCGCCACUGGAAGAACAAGGACAACCUGGCGGGCGUCAGCUUGGGCUCGAUCCUGACCAACGUCGUGGUCCAGAUCAUCAUCACGCUGUACCUGCUCGACAACAACGAGGAGACAUCGUGGAUGAUCCUGGCGGGCCAGGCGGUGGGCGUGCUGAUCGAGGUGUGGAAGCUCACAAAGGCCGUCACCGUCGGCCUGGUCGCUGCGCCGCCGGGGUCGCUGGUGCCCUUCCGCCUCAAGAUCUCGGACAAGCACGUGCUGAGCGAAGAGGAGAAGCGGACGCAGGAGUACGACAAGCUCGCGUUCAAGUACGUCGGCCUCGUGGCGGUGCCCGUGCUGGUGGCGUACACCGUCUACUCGGCGCUUUACCAGACUCAUCGAGGCUGGUGGUCCUUCAUCAUCUCGACGGCGACGUCGUUCGUGUACGCCUUCGGCUUCGUGUCGCUGGUGCCGCAGCUGAUUGUCAACUACAAGCUCAAGAGCACGGCGGGCAUGAACACCAAGACGUUUGUGUACAAGAUCCUGGGCACGUUUGUCGACGACCUCUUCGCCUUCUGCAUCAAGAUGCCCACGCUCCACCGCCUCGCCUGCUUCCGCGACGACAUUGUCUUUUUCAUCUUCCUCUACCAACGUUGGAUCUACGGAAUCGAUCCGACGAGGAGGAACGAGUUUGGCCAAGUCGUCGAUCCAAAGGACGACCAGGACGAGGGCGGCGAAAAGGACAAGGUUAAGGCAGGCAAGCCGACGACGCCCGCCACGCCCGCUGUCGGCGCCCUCAAGGCCUCGGGACGCGAGGAACAGGUCAGAGACGGUCUAAGGCCUCGAGGAAGUGCCACAGCAGGCGAGGCAAAGGCGGAGCAGGAGUAG